AGUGCGCCUGCGCAGAGGUGACGCCGCGCGGCCGAAGGGGAGGGGGUGUUUUGGUUCUAGCCGCUCGCCGUCCUUUCCAGAUUAUAGGUCGUCGGAAAGCUUUCUGGUUCCGGCUUCCCUUCCCCGUUCACUUCGCCCGGCCCCCUUGAUCUUUUCCCCCUUCCUUCCUUCCCUUCAGUCCGCCCUUUUUUUUGUUUUGUUUUGACUACUGCUGCCCCGGGUUCUGGGCCAUAUUCCGGGCCGGACGCACUGAGCUGCGCGGCCCCGGGGGCCCGGUCUAUGACCCGCCGUCCUGCUCCCCCUCGCUUCCGCCGCCCCAUGUGGCUGCGGGGCCGCGGCGGCGCUGCCCACUAUGGCCCGGAAAGCAGUUAGCAGGAAGCGGAAAGCGCCUGCCUCACCCGGAGCUGGGAGCGACGCGCAGGGUCCGCAGUUUGGCUGGGACCACUCGCUUCACAAAAGGAAGAGACUCCCCCCAGUGAAGAGAUCCUUGGUCUGCUAUCUGAAGAACCGAGAAGUCAGGCUACAGAACGAAACCAGCUACUCCCGGGUGUUGUAUGGGUAUGCGGCGCAGCAGCUGCCUGGUCUGCUGAAGGAGAAAGAGUUUCACCUUGGGACCCUGAAUAAAGUGUUUGCAUCACAAUGGUUGAAUCACAGGCAAGUGGUAUGCGGCACAAAAUGCAACACGUUAUUUGUUGUGGAUGUCCAGACAAGCCAGAUCACCAAGAUCCCCAUUCUGAAAGACCGGGAGCCUGGAGUCAUGACCCAACAGGGCUGUGGUAUCCAUGCCAUCGAGCUGAAUCCCUCUAGAACAUUGUUAGCCACUGGAGGAGACAACCCCAACAGUCUUGCCAUCUAUCGACUGCCUACACUGGAUCCUGUGUGUGUGGGGGAUGAUGGACACAAGGAUUGGAUCUUUUCCAUCGCAUGGAUCAGUGAUACUAUGGCAGUGUCUGGCUCACGCGAUGGUUCUAUGGGACUCUGGGAGGUGACAGAUGAAGUGUUGACCAAAAGUGAUGCAAGGCACAAUAUGUCACAGGUCCCUGUGUAUUCCCAUAUCACUCACAAGGCCUUAAAGGACAUCCCCAAGGAAGACACAAACCCUGACAACUGCAAGGUCCGGGCUCUGGCCUUCAACGAUAAGAACAAGGAACUGGGAGCAGUGUCUCUGGAUGGCUACUUUCAUCUCUGGAAGGCUGAAAAUACACUUUCUAAGCUCCUCUCCACCAAACUGCCGUAUUGCCGAGAGAAUGUAUGUCUAGCCUAUGGGAGUGAGUGGUCAGUGUAUGCAGUGGGCUCCCAAGCCCAUGUUUCCUUCUUGGAUCCACGGCAGCCAUCAUACAAUGUCAAGUCCGUGUGUUCCAGGGAGCGAGGCAGUGGGAUCCGGUCAGUGAGUUUCUAUGAGCACAUCAUCACCGUGGGCACAGGGCAGGGCUCCCUGUUGUUCUAUGACAUCCGAGCCCAGAGAUUCCUGGAAGAGAGGCUCUCGGCUUGCUAUGGCUCCAAGCCCAGACUGGCAGGGGAGAAUCUGAAACUAACUACUGGCAGAGGCUGGCUGAAUCACGAUGAGACCUGGAGGAAUUACUUUUCGGACAUUGACUUCUUCCCCAAUGCCGUGUACACCCACUGCUACGACUCGUCCGGCACGAAACUUUUUGUGGCAGGGGGGCCCCUUCCCUCAGGGCUCCAUGGAAACUAUGCUGGGCUCUGGAGCUAAUGAUUAAUGACAACUAACUCUCCCAAAAUGCAGAGAUUUACACUAACUUCCCUCCUCGGUUUCCUUGCUUCUUUUGAUUUACUUCUCAGUAGUCUGAGACUCUCAUAUUUCAGUGAGAACACCAGGGUUUGUCCGUAGUUUAGGCGCUCGAUAGGAAGACUGUACAAAUCCGAAGGGCUUUUCUUUUUUUUUCUUCCUCUUUUGGUAAUCAGAAUUUUAUUGUUUGUUUUCCUUUCUUUCUGGCUUCUCAACCAAACAUUGCUGAUCCCUGGUUGGUUGUUUUCUUUAAGUGACACACACUCUCCCCUCUCUAGCAGCUUCUUUAGGCUAAAAUGACAUGUCAUUCUCACCCUUACUUCACUCUUGAGAGGUGGGGUUUCUUUAUAAUUAUGUGAUUGCUGUCAGACUUUCUGUGAAAGUUUGAGAGCUGUGUGUGUGAGUGUGAGAGAGUGAGUGUGUGUGCCUGUAGGUACAGUGUGUCACUGAAGUUACCUGGAGUGAGGAUUCCUUGUAAUUAAAAAUAUUUAUAAAAGAAACAACUUUAUUCACCAAGUCCAGUUUUGGAGCUAGUCUGUAUCUUGUGUGUUGUCGAGUCUAACACUGAAUAUAGGAAGGAGAAAGAAACAUGCAUCACCACUGGGAAAAAAAUCAAACUUUUUGACUGGGAGCGCAGCCUUCCUGGAGUCUCCCACGCCAGGAAUCCAGAAUGAUCCAGCCCUACCUGUUUUCUGAGCUGUGUGUCUCCCAGGUGUGGACACUUGCAUACAGGUGUCACUUCCGCUUCCCAUCCACUGAGCUGGUGACUACUCCCCCAAAAUGUCUGAGUCUGUAUCCAGAGGCAGCUGUUGAGACUGCAGGUAGCGACUCGGGACUUAGAGAAUCCCCCUAGCGGCCUCCCUCUCCCCGCUCUCCAGCAAGACCUGACCUGUAUUUUACGGACCAGGGCUAGAGGUCAGCGGCCAGCCAAUAUUCAUCUAGGCCCGUGAGCUUUAAGGGAAUCCUUUGCCAUUUUCCCCGAUGGCUUCUGCUGCCAUUUUCCAAAUUGGGUCCAGUCCAGAAGGGUAGGGGUGAGCAGGGGGCUUGCCUGUGAGUGCUUCAUGUGUAGCAUAUUCAUUUUCUGAGUGCUAGGUUGGUGUUGGGAUGGCCGUCAGCCGGGAGCUCUAUGCUUGUGGUAAAGCCUCAGUGUGAUGAGUACUACUAGUCUGUUCCUUCCUUGAACUCUUUCCGUCUGAGGUUUUAAACUGGGGGGCACCUGGCUCCCAGGGUGUCAGGUUGCUCCUUGUUUGUUAUGCAUCCUGAGGAAGAGGACAGCUGUCCCCACCCACACAUACCCUGCUUCCCUCAACAGCUUGUCCCAGGGAAAGAAAACGCCACUUAGUGCUGCCCCCUAGACUGUGCUAACUCUCCCAGUUAUUCCUGCCUCUGGGGGAGCGAAGAAGCAGGCACAUGGCUAGAACAGAGACACGGCACACAGCAAACCCCACAGGUUCUGGAAUGUUCAUCUUCUAAUCUAGAGAAAUAGGUGCUAUAAACAGGGAAUUAAGCAAAAUGCUGGAUGCUACAAACCUUUUAAUUGUCUUAAUUUUUUUUCUAUUAUUAAACUACAGGCUGUAGAUUUCUUAGUUCUCACAGAACUUCUAUCGUUUUAAACUGACUUGUAUAUUUAAAAAAAUCUCAAGUAGGAUGUUUUGUACUGUUUGCCAAG
This is a messenger RNA of Ochotona curzoniae (black-lipped pika), 3419 nucleotides long. It is a transcript of the gene DCAF12, whose product is annotated as DDB1 and CUL4 associated factor 12. The coding region runs from base 353 to 1714 and encodes 453 amino acids. NCBI's taxonomy places the organism in Eukaryota, Metazoa, Chordata, Mammalia, Lagomorpha, Ochotonidae. The record is from RefSeq and is a predicted model, not a curated record. The transcript is spliced from 9 exons. Gene Ontology annotation, cellular component: Cul4-RING E3 ubiquitin ligase complex. Gene Ontology annotation, molecular function: protein binding.